Messenger RNA from Drosophila ficusphila, 1035 nucleotides. RefSeq lists its product as uncharacterized. Bases 1 to 1035 code for a protein of 344 amino acids. The transcript has a single exon. NCBI's taxonomy places the organism in Eukaryota, Metazoa, Arthropoda, Insecta, Diptera, Drosophilidae. The record is from RefSeq and is a predicted model, not a curated record.
AUGUCCAAGUCAGAGGGCAUCAAAGAGGCAGCGGCACCUCCCCCCCGUCCCCCAAGGCCUGAUGAGCCUAGCACAUCGAAGGCGGCGGCGACGAGGAGACCCCCCCCCCCUGAGGCAUCUGCUGGCACACCCAGCGUGCCGAAGGCGGGUGACAAGGGUGAGAAGCAGCCACCCUCCACUUGUGCGGCACCUCUCACUGGCACACACACCUCCUUCGCGGAGGCCGCCAAGAGAGUCAGAGUUGCGGUACUACCUGAGGACUACCCGCAGGUGUACCUGAGCAACGAAGAGCUUGCCGAGCUGGAGGAGGCCAUAAUGGACGACGUAGUCACGUCUGAAUGGGACUCAGCAGUCGCCUUCAGAGGUAUCCACUUUAGGGUCGGAUACCUCCUGAUAGACUGCUUGGACCAGGACUCGGCGGACUGGCUGAGGGCUGUAACGCCUCAGCUAAGGACGUGGAAGGGCGUGCCCCUUGACACUAGAGUAGGAGAAAACAAUCCUGCGGCAUAUAAUGUCACAGUCUUCUGCCCUAGAAGUGCAGAAAGAAGCAAUGAGGAGCUUCUGAUGAUGCUGGGACGCCAGAACAGAAUGGAGGUCGAUUCCUGGAAGGUGGUCUCCCGAAGGAACGACCCCCGCCUCGCACUCCUCGUUAUAGGGAUAGACCAACUCACCCGAGAUGAGAUCGUCUCUAAAGGGCACCAGCUGAACUUAAGAUUCGGGACCGUCUCGGUGAGUGGUCCUAGGAAGGCGGCGAAGAUGGCGGCAACAGAAGCAGCGCCCCCCGGCUCCAAAGUCGGCAAAGUGGAGGUCGAGGAAUCCCUCGAAAAGCCACAAGAGCCAUUGGGUGCAAAGGAGGAGCCUAUCGCCGAUAUGGACGUGGAGAGCGAGGAUGAACAUCCCUCGCCCUCCCAGGAGGUGGCACAAGAGCCCCUCCUAGAAGAUAUCGACGAGAAGGAGGCCGACGUCGCCCUGACGGAAGGCAGUGAAGGGGAAUUCCCGCCCCCUUCACAAAACAUGGAGCACCCGCUCCAGUAA